Molecule: messenger RNA, 2158 nt
Organism: Ruditapes philippinarum (Manila clam)
Lineage: Eukaryota; Metazoa; Mollusca; Bivalvia; Venerida; Veneridae
Product: cytochrome P450 4A24-like
Exons: 13
Coding region: 233-1693 (486 amino acids)
Molecular function (GO): oxidoreductase activity, acting on paired donors, with incorporation or reduction of molecular oxygen; heme binding; iron ion binding
Source: RefSeq, a predicted model, not a curated record
UUUUGAAUCCAUUUGUGCUGUUUAACACCCCUUCUUUCUUUGAACUUUUCAUGUAACAUUUGAUUUUGGUAUAUAAAAAAUCAAAACUUUAAAAUGUUUAAUCUGAGGUUGGUUUUUAAACGCUUCAUAGUAAAUAUGUGAUCAUACAUAAACAAGGGAAUAAUAAUUACAGAUAAACAUUAAAUGUGAUAGCAAGCUGUGGAAUGUUUGUUUUCUUCUUCAAUGUGCCAAGAUGUCCUUACUUCUUGUAACCUACUUAACAUUAAUCAUUGUCAUCACCUAUAAGAUUGUUUUGGUGGUGUAUAACUAUAUAGAAACCAUUCGUGUAGCAAGAAAAGUCCCUGGCUUUGAAGAUACUCGUUUCAUACAAGGCGAUUUAUGGAUGGAUUCAUAUGACGAUUAUUUAAAGAAAUCACUAGACUUUGUCCAAACGACCGGGGUCAAGAUGCAUAAAAUAUGGGUGUAUUUCUUUUACCCCGUCUAUUGCCUAAGCCACCCAGAUACUGCGAAGGUGAUAUUGAAAUCGUCCUUACCGAAGGAUCUUUCUAUAGGAAGCAAUUAUCAUAUACUAAAAACAUGGACGGGUAAUGGCAUACUAACGAACGCAGGCGGAAGUGUUUGGAAACGUCACAGGCGACUUCUAUCAUUGGCCUACCAUUUUGACAUUCUACACAAUUAUGUCAUAAAAUUUAACACUGUCGCCGAGGAACUGCUGAUACGAUUAUCCCAGUGUCGAGAUACAAGUAUAGAAAUAUGUCAGCCUGUAUACAUGGCAACAGUAGAUGCUUCGUUACAGUGUGCUUUCUCAUACCAUGGGGGUAUUCAGAACUCAGGACUUGACCAUCCUUAUGUUGCGGCUAUUCAUGAAUUGACCAACUACUGCUUCCAAAGAAUGAGCAACCCUUUGUUAUAUCCAGAUUUUAUAUUCGAAAGAACAAGAAUGGGCAAACGAUUUCAUUUAUUGUGUAAAUACAUACAUCGUUUCGUAGAUGGCAUUAUUAAAGCACGUGGACAUACCGCAUUACAGGAACCAGACUUCUUGGAUAUUCUAAUGACGACACAGGAUGAAAAUGGUGUCGGACUUAACGAUACAGAAAUACGAGAUGAGGUCAAAACAUUUUUGUUCGCAGGUCACAACACAGUAAGUUCUGCGAUAAGCUGGUCCAUAUACUUACUAGGAAAAUAUCCAGAAAUACAAGAAAACAUUUACGAAGAGGUUAUAGGAAUCGUCGGAACAGCAAACGUAAAAUGGGAUCAUUUGAGCAAGAUGACAUGUUUAAACUGUUUUAUCAAAGAGGUAUUACGUAUGUAUAGCAUAGUACCGGUUAUUCGCCGAACUCUAGAAACUGAAGUUACUAUAGAAAAUGUCACAUUGCCGUCCGGUGCUACGGUAGAAAUCAACAUACAUACAAUAAACCAUAACAGCGUGUUAUGGCCUGAUCACCAGGAUUUUCGACCUGAAAGAUUUUUAGACGCAACAUUAGAGAAAGAUCCUUUUAGUUUCAUUCCAUUUUCAGCAGGAUCGAGGAAUUGUAUUGGAAAGAAUUUUGCUCUGAACGAACUUAAAGUCAUCCUGUCGCGAAUCGUGCAAACAUUUCGUAUAGAGUUGGAUCGCAGUCAUAAAGUUAUUCAAGAAACAAAGUUGGUAAGGACACCAAAAACUGGAAUCAAAGUUUAUCUCCAUUCUCGUUAAACUGACCGACUCAUUUCGUUGAAUCAACAAGAAAUUGGAGAAAUGAAAUAAUUUUCCUUAUAAACAUUGAGAAAGAAAUAAGUGAAAAGACAAAACCAGUUUAAAUUUAUAUUUUCUGGUAUAUAGAUUAAAGAUUUUAUUUCCAAAACACCAGAAGGUCACUUACCCAUGUGGCCGACAUUUACAUACUAAAUAUGGCUACAACAAUUUAACAUGUUAUACUAUUAAUUAGUGCAGAGUUAUAAUACACAAUGCUAAUGAGUAUCGUUUUAUAUAUAGGGACAGACAAACAUGUGUACAGUACAGUUAUUGAUAAUCUCAGUAACAUUGGUCUACCCACACCCUUUUGGAUUAUCGUUUGUCUUUGAAAUCUGCAAAUCCAUUGUAAAAUCCUUACCUAGCAGUGACAAUCAGCAGGCGGUAAUAUCGCCGAAAAAUGACUGAUCUAUUGCCAUAUAGCUACAU